Molecule: messenger RNA, 4737 nt
Organism: Jatropha curcas
Lineage: Eukaryota; Viridiplantae; Streptophyta; Magnoliopsida; Malpighiales; Euphorbiaceae
Product: calponin-like domain protein
Source: RefSeq, a predicted model, not a curated record
CAAGUUCGAACUUCAAACAGAAGGGUCACAUAAACACUACUAACUUUCUCUCCUUCCCUCUCGCCAGCUGUUUGUUUCAUUUUAAGAUUUUUUUUUUAAAGCCACCUUCUCUUCUCAAGCUCAUCAUAAUUCUCUCCCAAAACCCUUAGAUCCGCACAUCCAAACUCACUGCAUUGGCUUUGCUUAUUCCGUUGAUCCCUCUCUUGAUCCGGUGGUUCCAGCGCUUGCAUCCGCUGCUGUCUGAUCUGGACCAGCUGUGAGAGAGAGGUCGAGUUUAGUAUAACGGAGCAAUGAAGUCGGAUGUGAAUGUCAGUGUGAACGUGUCAACGAGUGAAAUGGAGGACAAUUGUGGUUCGCACGGUAGCAAUGAGGAUCUGCCGACAGCAGCUGCUGCAGCCAGCAAUGGGGUUGAGGACGGGAAUGAGAAUGCUAGGGGAAAUGGGGAGGAUGAUUCCGACGCCUCCUACGUUUUUGUCGCUGGAAAUGACGUUGGCGCUGAUGAACCUGCCGAGACUGCUGAUCCCGAUGGGAAGUUUGAACUGGUUGACAAUGUCGAUCCUCGUGAGAAUAAAGUUUCAGAAUCCGAGGUUAAUCCUGGAAUUGCGAAUCUUAGUGCUAGUGCUGCUGUAGGGAAGGAUGCUGAUUCUCCCUUGAAUAAUGAGGUCACCUCAAAGAACAGCAAAGAACAGGACGAUGGUGCUGUUCAAGUGUCAAAUGAAACGGCGCCUGUUGUAGGUUUAGAAGCGCAUGGGCUGGAUUUUCAAGAGCAGAUUGAGGAGGAGCAUGUCGAGCCUUUAGAUGCACAGGAGAGUCAGGAAUUUCAAGUCAAUGUUGAAGUCGCUGUUGAACCUGAAGCUGAAUUGUUACAGUGUGCUGCUGACAAUAAAAGGGCUGGGGAGGAAGACAGUAUUGAAUCGAUUAUAACUCAGAAAUCUGCAGAUGUUGCUGAAUCAGACCAGAAUCAGUGCAGUAAUGUUGAGGUCAUAAGCAGUACAGGUGUUUCCGAAGCAGAGCAAAAUCCGUCUAGUAAUGACGAAGAACAGAUCGAAGGUGAAAGAAAAUCUAAUUUGGUUACAGAUAAAAAGGAAAACCAACAUUCUCUAAUUGUAAUUACUGAUUGCUUUGACAACUCCGAAGUUGCUGAAUCAGAGCAGAGUCAGUGUGGUAAUGUUGAGGUCAUAACCAGAACAGGUGUUUCUGGAUCAGAGCUGAAUCAGUCUAGUAACGACGAAGACCAGAUUGAAGGUGAAAGAAAAUCGAAUUUGGUUACAGAUAUAAAAGAAAACCAACAUUCUCCAAUUGUAAUUAGUGAUUGCUUUGACAAUGAUAAUGAUUUGGACUCGAGUCCGGUGAAGGAACCAGUGGGAUUAACAGACAACUUUCCUGUGAAAGGUUCACAGAAUUCAUCUAAGAUGAACUUAGAGGAGAAUAUAGAAACAAAUUCGUGGGCUGAUGGAAAAUUGGAAGGAGCAGAAUCAACUGCGUGCAGUGAAUAUGCUGAUAACUUGUCUGCAAGUCACGCUCAAGACACUGCUUCAGAAAUGGGUGUUGUUAAUGACUUUUUUGGUGCCAGUCAAAACACAGCUGAACAGAGCAGCUAUCCUGAGGAGGUUGAAACUUUGAUUUCUAUUGAUGCUGAACUUGGCAGGCAUGAAACCCAACCUUCUGAUCCUGACACUGGCGAGAGCUCGCCAGCUUCAAAUGAUAAUGAUGCAAUUGGAUAUCCAACAAAUGGAAUAAUUGUGCCUGUUGUACAGUUGGAACCAGAGGCUGCUAAUGGCCAUAUUAAAUAUGAAAAAGGAGAAAAUUUGGCUACUCUUCAUACUGAAGCAAGUGUUCCACAAGCCGCUAUUAACUUCAUCCAAAUCCAAACCACAACAGAAGAAAAUAAGCCUUCUGAAGUUGUGAACACCAUUCCAGUUGCUCCUGAUACAGCAUCAGAACCGGCAGUUGAAAUUGGGGAUUCUUGCCCUGUGGUCUCAAGCAGUACUGAUGUUGCUGAAUCAGAGUGCAAUCAGUCUGGUAAUGUCGAGAUCACGAACAGUACAAUUAUUUCUGAAUGUGAGCUGAAUCAGUCCAGUAAUGAUGAAGACCAGAUUGAAGGUGUCAUUUCUGAUGAUAUGAGAACUGACACUAUGGUGGGAAACCAAAAUGUUAAUAGCAGUGAAAGUGUCAUUUCUCACCUUGUUGGUGACGAAGAGCUUGUUAUUGAGCCAGAUAGUGGUACAACAGCAAGUUGCCCGGGUAAUGAGAUAAUGCCAGAAAUUAAGACUGAUUCCACAGUUAUUGAAUCCGUGGAAAAAGUGUCUACUUUCUCAAGUGAUGAGGUGGGCAUAGAAUCUGAAGUUUCAGGGCUGGUUGCUAAAUGUCUUGACAACAACUUUGUUUCAGUUGAGGAAUCAGUUCCAGUUGAUGUGAAAGCAGAGUUGAAAAUUGAAAACACAUCAAUUGUUCCAGAUGGCCAUGUAUCUAAACCUGAGGUUUUGAAUGGCUCUGUCAAUGAUAGUGAAAGAAACUUAGAUUGCAUUGAGAAUGACGUAAAUGGUGAAAACAGAGAUCAGUUGGUCAGCAUUGAUGGUCUUGAGAAAAUGCAUAAAGAAAUAGAGUUCAAUGAUGGGGUUAAUAGAGAAGAAGCCGCCAUAUCAUCUCCAAAAGCCUCUGUUGAUGCUUCUGAUUGGCAAAAUGCAGUCACUGAGGUGGUGAAAAGGCCGUUUUACUACAUGAUCAGAAUUCCUAGAUAUGAUGAUGAUGAAAACUUAAAAGAACAGAUCAAAUAUGCUCAGUUUCAAGUCGAUGAGAAGACAAAAAGUCGGGAUGUUAUUCGAGCUGAAAUGCAAAGGAAGAGGGCCGAUUGUAAUGAGUGCGGUGAUUGUCUAAAUGCUGCCAAAUCAGGAGAGGCAGCAGCCCGUGAAUUGCUUAAGGCCAAACGAAAGGAAAUUGACUCUGUGCUGUUUGUGAUUAACAGAGUAAAGAGUGCCUUUUCUAUUGAGGAUAUUGAUGGCAAGAUACGUAAUAUGGAACACAUGAUACAACAUGAAACCCUGCCACUGAAGGAAGAAAAGAAUUAUCUUCGAGAGAUGAAGCAGUUGAAGCAAAUUCGUGAACAACUCUCUUCUAGUCUGGGUAACCAAGAUGAAGUUCAGGAGGCCAUAGAUCAGAAAGAACAAGUUGAAGAGCGCCUGAAGCAUUUGAGGAAAGAAGCAGAUCUUUUGAGAGAAAAUGUUCUCAAAGCUGAAGCAGCCACCAAAAAUGCUAAGAAGAAAUAUCAUGAUGAAAAUGCUAAGCUGAAUGAAUUGAUCAACCAGUUCAGAGCUGCAGAUAACAUUCGGCAAGAAGCAUAUGCACAUCUACAGAGUUUGAGGAAACGAUCCUAUGAAAAGAAUAAAUACUUCUGGAAGUACAAGGAUGAUGCGAAGGCGGCUUAUGAUUUAGCAUCCAAGGGAGAUAGAGAGGAACUCCAAUGUUAUUGUGUUAACCAGGUGGAGAGGGUUAUGGAAUUAUGGAACAAUGAUGAUGAGUUCCGGAAAGAAUACAUUAGAUGCAAUAUGAGGAGUACAGUGAGGAGACUACGGACAUUAGAUGGUCGUUCACUUGGACCUGAUGAGGAACCGCCUGUGCUUCCCAUUUCUGUUCAUGAAAGAGUGGCCAAUAACAACAUUGUAUCUUCUAUUUCCACUCAUGAAGGAGAAAAAACAGUUGCCCCUAUGGAGACACAGAAGAUAGACGAUACAGCAAAAGUUGGGGACCAAAAUAACCUAACGGUUAAAUCUAAAAAAAUGGAAGAACAUGCUCCUAUGGAUAAUGGCUUGGCAACUACAACUGCUUCUGGCAGGAAUGGCAUUGAAAAGACAACUGCUUCUGGCAGGAAUGGGAUUGAAAAGACAGUUGUUUCUGGCAGGAAUGAGAUUGAAAACUCGAGGCAAGAGGAGCAUAAGCAAACAAAGGAGGAAGAGGAGUUAGCUAGGAAGGCUGAGGAAUUGAGAAAAGCGGAGGAAGCGGCAUUGUUGAAGGAACAACGGCGAUUGGAGGAGAAAGCCAAAGCUAAGGAAGCACUGGAGAGGAAGAAAAGGAAUGCAGAUAAGGCCCUAGCUAGGGCCGCACUAAGAGCAAUAAAGGAAGCUGAGCAGAAAGAGAAGGAAAGGGAGAAGAAGGCAAGAAAGAAGGACAAAAGGAAGGCCUUAGCAGCAGAUGACAUCGGUAAUGUCAAUGAGGGAGAAUAUUCUCCAAUUUCUGAAACUCCAACUGAAACCAAGCAGUCUGAAUCAGGAGAGAAGCCAGUGAUAACGACAAUAACUAAGAGAUCUCAAAAGCCAUCUCAUUUCAAUAAGCAAACAAAGUCAAAAUCUAUGCCUCUGCCACUUCGCAAUCGGGGUAAGAGAAGGAUGCAGACCUGGAUGUGGGUCCUUCUUAGUGCUCUUGUUGUUCUUGCCUUAUUUUUAAUUGGAAGUGGCAGCUUCUCUCUACAAUGGCUUGGUUUCUAAAUAUAUUUGUUGACUAACUAGAUAAUCUAUAGAGUAUGAGUGCAUGGUUCGAUAGAUAUUUAGGCAAUUCUUUUUCUCUCUCGGCAGUAUUUUCCUUGCAGUUUGCAUUAUUUAAUUAACUGUGAGUGGUUUCAGAUAUACCCCUGAUAGAUUGGUUCUCUAUUGAUAUGCCCAUAUAAAUAUUACUUUUCAGUGAUUGCUUCUAUUUUGUACGGUAUAUAUGAAUGAAAUAAGUAGAAUGGUUUUUUGUCUUUUC